Spea bombifrons (plains spadefoot toad) is the source of this 3966-nucleotide messenger RNA. It is a transcript of the gene ZDHHC3, whose product is annotated as zinc finger DHHC-type palmitoyltransferase 3. Gene Ontology annotation, biological process: protein targeting to membrane; peptidyl-L-cysteine S-palmitoylation. The coding region runs from base 257 to 1234 and encodes 325 amino acids. Gene Ontology annotation, molecular function: protein-cysteine S-palmitoyltransferase activity. Gene Ontology annotation, cellular component: Golgi apparatus; endoplasmic reticulum. The transcript is spliced from 9 exons. Lineage: Eukaryota; Metazoa; Chordata; Amphibia; Anura; Pelobatidae. The record is from RefSeq and is a predicted model, not a curated record.
GCGGUGGUGGGUGCGGCGGAGGUAGCCUUUACCCUGCCCCUCCUCACGCCAUCUCCGGUGAGUGAAUAGGCAACCCCUGGUCCAAUCUCCGAUCUGUUCACAAGCGGAAGCAGGGAAGAUAUAGUUGCCUGACUGGAUUUCCUUGUAGCCAUGCAGCCCUUGAGCAUCUAUGGGAAGUCUUAGACCGUGAUACUUUGUCAUGAUGGCAUCCGUUCCAAAGAGAUAAGAGGGUGAAAUAUGGACUAUAAACCUUAUAAUGUUGGCCCCAAGCCACCGUUACCGAGACAUUGAGAGGACGGCAGAAUACCUCCAGCCAGAGAAGUGCUUGCCACCACCCGUACGCGACUCCAUGGAUAAAGUGUGGUUCAUCAAAGAUGGCUGCGGCAUUGCGUGUGCUGUGGUGACCUGGCUGCUCAUUUUCUACGCUGACUUUGUGGUGAUAUUUGCUAUGCUGCUGCCAUCCAAGGACCUGGUAUACAGCACAAUCAAUGGAAUCAUCUUUAACAUCUUGGCCUUCAUGGCUCUGGCGUCGCAUUUUCGAGCUAUGAUCACCGAUCCUGGUGCUGUUCCCAAAGGAAAUGCCACUAAGGAAUUUAUUGAGAGCUUGCAGCUGAAGCCAGGACAGGUUGUUUACAAAUGUCCAAAGUGCUGCAGCAUCAAACCCGAUCGAGCUCACCACUGCAGUGUUUGUAAGAGAUGCAUUCGGAAGAUGGAUCAUCAUUGCCCAUGGGUGAACAACUGUGUGGGAGAGAACAAUCAGAAGUUCUUUGUUUUGUUCACGAUGUACAUAGCACUCAUUUCCUUGCAUGCCCUGAUUAUGGUGGGUGUUCAUUUCCUGUACUGCUUUGAAGAAGAUUGGACAAAAUGUAGUUCCUUUUCACCACCGACCACAGUUAUCUUGCUCAUCCUUCUUUGUUUUGAGGGGCUGCUUUUCCUCAUCUUCACUGCAGUGAUGUUUGGAACACAGGUACACUCCAUCUGCACUGAUGAGACGGGCAUUGAACGGCUGAAGAAAGAAAAUCAUACGUGGGAGAAAACUAGCAGCUGGGAUGGGCUCAAACAAGCAUUUGGAGGCAGCUUCUCACCAAGCUGGUUCAGUCCCUUCUCACGUACUCUGUACCAGAAGGUGCCUUCAGACAUCGAGUCUGCCUCAUCAGAAGAAAACAAAAUAUAUGUCACAGGGCGCUUAGUAGGACAUGUGGAGGUUAUUGAGGUGGGCAAUGAAGAGGAAUAGACAACAAAGAACUUAAAACUGGGUAAUGGCAAUAAUAAUAUUUUUUAACUGGAAUUAUAUUGUGUGAUAGUAAUAAUUUAAACUGGAAAGAGGCUCUAAUAGCUGCAUUUAAUAUCUUUGUCUUUUAGAAGUACCUGAAAUAGUAUUUAAUCCUAAAACAUUUCCAUGAGUGAGUUGGCUCUCAUCAUCUCGUUCUUUUAGUUAAUUGCAAUGUACACAUACUUUUAGACACUAUGAUGGUAUUGUAAGUAUUGUGCGGAUAGGUAAAUGAUAACCAAUGUAUAAACUGGACAUCAUUACUUUCAUAAAAUAUAUAGUCUGUCCUGUCACUGACGUUGGGAACUCCAGGUCUGACCCUGUGGGAAUCACACAUGAUUACUAAGACUCUGGGAAAGCAUUAGUGGGGGAUAGUAAGUAGUAUUUAGUUUUACCCACUUGUUACCCCCUUUCCCAACUACUAGGGCCAGCCCUGCAGUUGCAUGGGGCAUGAAUGGAAGAGCUUCAAGUGACCAGCCCGAGAAUCACACAGAUGUGAUUUGGACACAUGCCACAAGUUAUAUUUAAAUGAAAUGUAUUAAAAUAUCACUGGGGCAGCCAUAUUAUUUUUUCAGCGGGCAACAGCUGGGAUGGAUCAUGUUCUUUGAUCAAAGUAGCAAUAAAUCUCUGAUUCAGUAAUGUAGCUGGGAUGUCAGUUUAGAACAAUGUCUCCCGGGGGGAAAAUAUCUCUUAAUCAUAUAGUUUUUCUUAAAUCAUCAAAAGAUUAUAAUUUUACUGAGAAAAGGGUACCAGGAAGAAGUUCAUCUUUAAAGUAUUAGUUUUCUUAGGGGGGGGGCUUUGUUACAGUGAGGUGUAUGAUACUGGCUCCUCAAACAUGAAUGCAUAUUUGCCCAUUGAAGUCCCCCUUUUAGAAAUCAAAUUAUUUCUAUAAAGAAAGAAAGCUUCUGCAAUGUAUGUUUGUGCCUAAUAUGACCAUAGUGGUCUGGAUUUGUGAAUUAGCUGGGCAGUUCCCAACAAAUUGGUUUAUGUAAUGAAAGGUUUUCUAAUUAUAAGGAUUUUUGGCAGCUAUGGCUACGCAGUCCCCAAACUGGACACUGCACUUGGGGACAAAAAGCUCCAAAUAAUGUGGUCAGGCCAUGAUUUGCACUACCUUUCUCCACCCAUCUCUGUUCAACAACAGUAUUUGUGUUAAUUGAAUUGUGCCUUGGACACACACACAAAAAAAAAAUACUUAUAAAUGAACCGUUAACCUUUACCGUUUUAUUACUGGACACCAUUUUCUUUUUCACUAAGUGCCUGUAUUAGCUUUAUGCACUUAGAUUCUAACUCUAUGACUAAGUACCUGCCAUCAGAACCUGUCACUGAACCGUGACCAUAAAAAUACAUACCCUUAGUACUAUUGAGAUGCAUUUCUCGUUUACCCACAGACACAGCAACAUAUAAGUAUUUCUGUGAAGUUCCCAUGGUGGACGACCUGGAUGCCCCUCUUCUUCUCCUUAUAUGAGGCAGGGCCUAGCCCCAGUAAGACUAUGAAGGGGUCGAAGGGGUCAGAGUGGGUAGAGGCAGGGUAAAUAGUGGUUGUGACCCAACCCAGCUUCCCUGCCCCCUGGGAAGCAGUGUUUAACCCAGAGACUCCUGGAAAUAAGCACUGUGCUUUCAUGUUGGGGUGUGUGGAAUACAAAACAUGUUUCAGUAGGUGAACUGAAUAUAUAAAACAAUUACACAAUAUAAACCCAAAUUAUUUUUCUUGCUGGUACUAUCUUUUUAAUGAACGCUAAAAAUUAAAUUAUAUAUUUUUACUUUCUGUUGGGACACUAAAAUGCUACUUCCAGGGGUUUAACAGGUUAAUGUUUUUUUUUCUUUCUUGAGUUAAUUUUUAAAAUAUUAAAUUACAAGUAAUGUCUUUAUAAGAUAUACUGUAUAAAUGAUAAUAAUAGUUGACUUUAAGGUUAUAAUUGCUACUCAUGGAACUAAUAAUUAUGCAGAAACAUCCAAACAUAAUGAUUUCUCCUUGUCUUUGCCACUUUGCCAUAGAUAUGUGCCGGUUUUCCUUUGGUAAAUGUAACCAUGUGCUUCUCUUUCUCUGUUCAACAACUGAGCUAAUAUACAAAUGAAGAAUAAUGUUUUUACUCUCAUUAAAACAAAGUUUUCAAAAGUUAUAAAAUACAAUAAAUUGCACAAGACAAGAAAUGUGUUAUGUUAACCAUGAGGAUAAUUAUUUAAAUAUAUGUUGUUGUUAUUGUGUAUAGCUGUAUUGUCACUUGACACUAGUUAUCUGGUUAGACAUCUCAAAUGUAUUAAACGGCAACUAAAGCCAGAAGACCUCACCGGGAAAACUUACAGGGGCUUUGUCAUUAUCAUUAUCCAUGGAUGGCCUACAGAGACCCCUCACUGUUUCUAAACUUGGCUAGGAAAAGGGUUACGGGAGCUCUAGUUUAACAAGCACAUUUGGCCACCUCAUGCCAUAAGUGUUCUAGAGCGAACUGUUUGACUCUUGAGUUUGAUUGACCUACAGGCAUAACUGAGAAAUGACAAGAAAUAUUCAAUGUUUUAACAGGAUUUUUUUUAUUUUCCAGCUUAUGAUUCUUAUUGAUUUCAUAAAAUAUAUUCUAUUUUUCCAUAUUAUAAUAAAUCUUUAACUUCGAUUAAAACCAAAAAUUCACUGUGUAUGCUGUAUGAUUUUUUCGUUUAUGAAAAGAAAUGACAUUAAUAAAAUAUCGAUUUACAAAUAAUAA